Thermochaetoides thermophila DSM 1495 is the source of this 1599-nucleotide messenger RNA. RefSeq lists its product as uncharacterized. The coding region runs from base 1 to 1599 and encodes 532 amino acids. NCBI's taxonomy places the organism in Eukaryota, Fungi, Ascomycota, Sordariomycetes, Sordariales, Chaetomiaceae. The record is from RefSeq and is a predicted model, not a curated record. The transcript is spliced from 3 exons.
AUGGCGCCAGUUGAGACAGACCACGGAGGAGGCUCGCUGUCUAUAAUGCUGACAGCAUCUCGGCCUGCUAUCGCCGCUUACCUGUCCUACAUCGUCGGCAAGACUCGAUUCAGAGGUGUUGAGGAUGCAAACUCCACCUUUGUACAUCUCGGCCCUUGGCUGAGGGACACUUCUGUCGCCUUCGACGCGCUCGAGAUCCUCGCUGAGAAGACACGACGAUUGUGGUGGGGGCAGCAGUUGGACUCCGCUAUUGUCGCCUGGAUAACACUGCUGGCUAUUGAGGGUCAUCGACGCUACAUCCCCCAUCUAUGGGCAUAUGCUCUGUUGGCGCAUUUGGUCGGCUUGUCGUAUGCCCAAAAUUUGUUCUACAUGGCUAUGCUUCUCGCACCAUGGCCCUUCUCGCCACUUGAGACAAGACUUUCCAAGACCUUCCACCAGUUCUUUCCUCGGAAACACGACAACUGGUUCCCCAAGCUCGCCCCAGUCUUGGGUUCCCUAGCACUAAGCUACGGCGCCAUAGGAUGGCUAUCUUAUGCAGCAAACACUUCAUGGUUUGCGAUGGCUGCUGUACUUUCCAAGCUCAUGACACUCUCUCCUCUGAUUUUGACGACAGUGGCCCCUUCAUCUUGGGGCACAACUCACCCCUCUUCACGAGAUAUCCACCGCGAAACAACCAAGGUCUUCAACAUGAUAGCUCUAGCAAGCAGCAUUCUUCACGCUAAGACCAGCCUUUGCAGCUUUCUGUAUAACCUCCCUGACGCCUACAGACAUCGACACAGCAUGUACAUCCCCUACGACACGGAGCGCCGGUCCCGCUGGGAACGUACUGCAACAGCCAUUGAGAAGGUUCUCGGAUCCAUGGCCGAUCACCCAGUUGUUGCGGCAGCAGGCAAGGACGUCCUGCUGUCAGGUCUGAGCCUAGGCCUAUGGGCUGCCGUUCGAGCCCUCGACGUAGGCUGCAUGUUGCGGUCAGUAUUACCCUGGUCAAAGUACCACCUACAUACGGAAGAGACCAAGUCGGGCCCGGAAGCCCCAUCCUACGCUCAAGUCGCAGCCGCGGCAUCAGCAGCAGCAAAGAAAGCCGCCACCGACCGCACAAUCCAUGCCGAGCUCCGCAAGUCCUCAACCCAGGGCUACGGACACGCUCACCACGAAGUUCCCCCUCUGACCAUGAACCUCCGGCAGCGCCGGCAAUCCUCCCUCUCCUCCGAAACUUUCAUCGGCCACACCCACAAACCCGUCUCCCCAACCAAGAAGCGCGGCCCCGGCCGCCCACGCAAGAUCAACCCCAACCCUGACUCUAAACCCCCGUCCCCACCGGACACCGAGCCCUCAGAGCCGUCGCCCACGAAACCAAGCUUGAGCUUGAUGGAGGGUGAGGAAGAGAAGCAGCAGCUGGAGUCGGAACUGAGGGAGUGGCAUGAGCAUCCGACGACACAGUUGCCGAAGAAUCGGAUCGGAAGUGCGGCGAAGUUGGCUGGAGAGGAGGAAGGGCAGCCGGAUUGGGAGAGUGCCGCGCUUGCGUGGGGGAUGACGGUGUUGGGGGGAUUGGGCGUUGGGAGUGCGGGGGUGUUUGGAGGAGAGGGGGUAAAGGUUUAG